Molecule: messenger RNA, 832 nt
Organism: Phoenix dactylifera (date palm)
Lineage: Eukaryota; Viridiplantae; Streptophyta; Magnoliopsida; Arecales; Arecaceae
Source: RefSeq, a predicted model, not a curated record
UGCACAUAAAUAAAGAGCCCCAUUAAGAGUCCCGAAGACUUGAAGCUAGAAUGGGCGAAGAGCCGAACCAAAUGUUUCGUUGGUUUCCAUCUGGUGACGAAGAUGACGUCGAGCUACGCCAAUCUUCCUCCUCCAGCGACUCCGACGAGGACUCUCCUCCAUCGAAAUUCAGAGAGGAGGAAGCAGCUUCUCCGGACUCUCCCCGUCCUUUGGCCGAGACGACCUUCUUGCCGCCAAAGUUCGAUUCCGAGAGGCCUCUCGACGGAUUAUCCCCCCUCGUGGCGCAACUUCCUGUCAAGAGAGGGUUAUCCAAGUACUAUCAAGGGAAGUCCCAGUCCUACUCAUCCCUGUCCGAUGUGAGAUGCCUCGCGGAUCUGCCAAAGAAAGAAACACCCUACGAAAGGAGAACGAAGUCAUGCAAGAGCUAUGAAGGAGGGCUGGAUGGAAGCCCCAAAUCUAAUCAUAUUCCGGGAACUUCCCGCAAGACCGUAUCAAAGAAGGCAUCCGGAGGUUCCUGUGCUUCUUCAAUUGCAAGAAGCAGCAGCAAACCACCACCUCUUCCUGUACAGAAGAAUUUAUGUCUUCACUAAAUUACAUGAAGACAAAAAAGCUUGAAGAGUUUCGUCACCAGAAUAGCUUUAGAUUUUGGAGAGAGAAUUAAUGAUGGAGCAUGUGCUGAAUUUAUUUGUUCUGCAAUCAUCUUAUUGUAGCUCCUUUUUUGUUUUUUUCUUUCUGUGGGUGGGGGAGAGGUAAGAAUUUUAUGAUAAAAGUUUUUGAACAGCUUAAUAUGCCUUAAUCCGAGAAAAGGUAGAGAUGAAGAACCUUUUGCAAA